CCAUGUUGUAGGAAAUCCACAGCUGCUCCUCACUCUCUGUCAGAUUAGGGUCUAAUCCCGGAGAAGGAGGAGCAGCAGCAGGAGGAGGAGGUGGAGGAGCAGGGUCCGCUGUCAAGACGCGCUGUGCAGCUCGGAAAGGCAGGAGCUCUCGGUGUUGACGCGUAGUCAGUGAGCGUGUCUUUUGCCUGGACAUUACAGAAGAUGAGACGCCAGUCCUCUGUCUUUAGCUGCCCGCAGACUCGCCAAUACGUGGAGAUGUUUGCUGGCUAACUAGCUGGGAAAGAGCAACUAAAUCGGAUUAGCUGCUAACGGCAGCCUCCCUCUUUAACACACCCAGGUGGUGUUUGUUGUACUGGACACAUGUCACCCAGCAAACUGCCACCUCUGUGUGUUUAGUAUUGUUUUUAAUCACGUUGCCACUCUGUGUCAAGAAUACUACGUUGUGCUGUAAUUACUCGCUAGCAUUAAUGUUGCCGGCAGCUAGCUAGUUAAUUAGCCAGACCAACAACAAGUGCUCGAGCUCCUUCGUCAGUUUAUCUGGUCGUGUUUGUUUUGGGAAGAGCUGAGCUGAAACGAGUGCCUCCGACCUCAGCCGGGAGUCAGCGCGGAGCUGACAGCCACACCGGGGUGCUAGCUUGUCCUCGGGGCUAGCUGGCGAGAGGGCUGCAUCAAGAUUUCCAUCCUCGCAAUUAGCCUCCAGUGGAAGCAAAGAUGUCAGGGAAGGACAAAGACAAACAGGAGAAGCAGUCCACAACAGAGCGGCUGGUAAAAGCUGUGCCAUACCCUCCGCAACAUAAGCUGACUAUAAAAGAGCUGUUUGAAGAUGGCAAACCCAACGCAGAGCUGCUCCGCAACCAUCUUGUCAAGGAGGGCAGGGUUGAAGAGGACGUGGCUCUCAGGAUCAUCAAUGAUGGGGCCAACAUCCUACGCCAAGAGAAGUGCCUGUUGGAGGUGGAUGCGCCUAUAACAGUAUGCGGUGAUGUCCAUGGUCAAUUCUUUGACCUUAUGAAGUUGUUUGAAGUUGGGGGAUCACCCAGUAACACACGGUAUCUCUUCCUCGGUGACUACGUAGAUCGAGGAUACUUCAGUAUUGAGUGUGUUCUCUACCUCUGGUCGCUCAAGAUCAACCACAACACCACACUCUUCCUCCUGCGAGGGAACCAUGAGUGCCGGCACCUCACAGAGUACUUCACCUUCAAACAGGAAUGUAAAAUUAAAUACUCUGAACGGGUGUAUGAUGCCUGUAUGGAGGCCUUUGACUGCCUGCCCCUCGCUGCCCUGCUCAAUCAACAGUUCUUGUGUGUACACGGCGGACUCUCACCAGAAAUCAACUGCCUAGAUGACAUAAGAAAAUUAGACAGGUUUAAAGAGCCUCCUGCAUUUGGGCCAAUGUGUGACCUGAUUUGGGCCGACCCUGGUGAGGACUACGGCAGCGAAAAGACAACAGAGCACUUCAACCAUAACUCCGUCAGAGGCUGCUCUUACUUUUUCAGUUACUCAGCAGUCUGUGACUUUUUGGUAAACAAUAACUUGCUGUCAGUAAUCAGAGCCCAUGAAGCACAGGAUGCAGGGUAUCGGAUGUACAGAAAAAGCCAGACCACAGGCUUCCCUUCAUUAAUCACAAUCUUUUCAGCUCCAAAUUACCUAGAUGUCUACAAUAAUAAAGCUGCCGUAUUAAAAUAUGAGAACAAUGUGAUGAACAUCCGACAGUUCAACUGCUCCCCUCACCCUUACUGGUUGCCCAACUUCAUGGACGUCUUCACAUGGUCUUUGCCUUUUGUUGGAGAGAAGGUGACGGAGAUGCUGGUGAAUGUGCUGAACAUUUGCUCGGACGAUGAGCUCAUGUCAGAGGGAGAUGACCAAUAUGAAGGUGGCACCUCAGCGAUGCGUAAGGAGGUCAUCAGAAACAAGAUUCGCGCUGUGGGGAAAAUGGCCCGGGUCUUCUCCGUUCUCAGGGAGGAAAGCGAGAGUGUGUUAACACUCAAAGGGCUGACCCCAACUGGAACUCUUCCACUGGGAGUGUUGUCAGGGGGAAAGCAGACCUUACAGACCGCUACCAUUGAGGCAGAAAAAGCAAAAGCCAUUCAAGGCUUCUCUCCUACGAGGAAGAUUCGGAACUUUGAGGAGGCACGCGGCCUGGACAGGAUAAACGAGAGGAUGCCGCCUCGCAAAGACGGCCAGCAGCCAGACGGCACCACGAUCAACACCAACAGCCCCAACAAGAACGGCACUGGAUAGAAAAUGCCAUCCUCCCAUCUUCACACGACCCACACCCACUGAUUCAUAGCCCUCAACCAUUCUUUCUAUUAGUGUCUUUCUUUCUCUCACUGCUCGCCUGCAGUCGCCUGCAGAAAUGAAGCGGACACAUUAGAAGAAACACAGAAGGAGGCUGAGAAAACACUUGCAGCUCCUGUAAGAAGACAAACAUAUGAUUUGUUAUUUGGGGAAACCUUAUUUAUCAAAGCUUAACAUUUUAUUAGAUAUAUUAUGUCAUAGCAACAAUCAUUGAAUUAAGACUUUUCAGUUGUUCAAAUGUAUUCUGAGGUCCUAACUUGUACAUUUCAAAAAGUAUUAAAAGUACAUUUUAUAAAGUUAGUUAAUACAAGUAGAUGAAUCCCUUUUAUCCAGGAGUUUUAGUCUUUUUAAAAAAAGUGGUUUCCAUGUGUUGGGGAAAUCUAAAGUAUAAAUACUGCAGCCUCAGCAGCCUCAUUCGGGUCUGGCAGGAAUCUUGUCAUGACAUUUCAGGCACUUGAGGUCCUACAUACAGUACAGUGUUUGCUUAUAUGUGUGACAGCUAUAUAUUAAUAUGUAUUGAAAGGUGAAAAAAAAGAGAAGUAAAUUGUGUAAGAACAAUUACUACAAUUUAAUAUUUUAUACUACAGACAUUUACUGAAGACAUAUAGUCAUAUUUAUACAUUUUACACAAAACUUUGAUGAAUCCCCAAAGAAGCUGAAUGGAUUCUUGUUCAGUAUUUUCACUUCUAGAGUAACAACAAUAUCGUCAUGUAUUACCAUUUGUGAAUGAAACGGUUCAAGUGAAGGAUUAAUUCGUUGUGUGCAAUUACAGUAGCUGUGGCUGGUAUGACUUGUAUUCACUUGAUGGCAGCUAGGAUGCUAUCGCUCUGCUAAACCAAAAAAGGAAUAUACAGUACACCAUGUCUUAUUGUGUCAGCACUUCCCACUGGUCAAUACUCCCACGUUGCUGGAAGCACUUCUUCUUCUUAAGCACUGACGUUAAGCUGACCUCUCUGGGGGUUGAGCACGGCGCAGGAAUAUCACAGCAAACGGACAUAAAAGGACGUGUUGUCUCUGGUCGUCGAUGUGGACAGAAGAUGACUCAUUUGUUUGGAAAGCAUUGGGACUGCUGGACACACUGUCCUCAGAACAGACUGAUGUUCAUUAUUGCUUAGGAUAUAUCAGUGUAUCUAAAAGAUUUAUGGCGGUUUGGUUUGUUGUUUUAUUGUCAGACUAAAAAACAAAUUGGGGUGUGCUUACAGGCUUUUCCUUUGUUUCUAAAGCUGUAUGAGUGUCUCCAUCUAGUGUUGAUUCUUCAGGAUGCAGAUUCAUUUGAAUUGUAAUAAACCACACGUAUCAAAUGGAGAGAACAUCUGAUAUUGAAAUGACGGCACUUUGAUGACGCUGCACCCAGACACAAAUGACUGAGUCAUUCUACUCAGCAGGGACUAUAAAAGGUACCACCACCACAUGAUAAGCAUUCUAUCGAAACCUACCUGUAGUGUAAUCAUCUCAUCCAUGGCUGACUCACACAUGCAGUAUAUUUUUACAACUCCUGGUCAUACCAAGAUGGGGGCAACCUCUGAUUGACACUCAGAGGUUGCUGGUGUGUACAUAUGUUGUUUUUUCCUGUUCUGAAGUAUUCAGCUCACUUCUGGUCUGAGCACAACCCCUCCUGGACAAAAGACCAACUGGUGCUUCAGCUCACCUGACUGUAACUCUGUUGUCUUUAAUCAAAACGUCAAUAGGAGAAAUAAGCUUCAAGAUUCAAUAUUCUCUUGGAAUUUCCCUCCUUUUGUGUAUUUUAUUUUUUUAUUAUACAAUUUUUUUACUGAGGCGUUUGCGCUCUUUUGCCAUGCCACCUUUUGCCACACAUGUCAAGAUCCAUAUGUGUGUGUUUGUGUGUGGAUGGUGAAUCCAGGAUUCGUUCAAUCAAAAAUUAUUGAAGGUUAAGUUUUAGAAAUAGAAAAAAAAUCCCUAAAUAUAGUUGUUUUGUUCGUUAGACUUCUGUGAAAGCUUUUUAAAGCGGAAAUAUUUCGGUUUACAUUUUUAACUGAUGUUUACGUUUGUUUUAAAGGUAAGGCUUUAUCGCAUGAGCCAUGCAGACCGCUGACCUCCUUUUAGGUCCCAUACAUAACUUGCAGAAUGUAAAAAGAUAUAUAUUGUUCAUCAAAAAUCUUAAAAUAGCUGUAAAGUAAAAGGGGUGGAUAAGAAAGUGUACUGUACUUGUCAUGCAAGGCCAUGAAAUCUUUUACGUAGAUGUAUCACUUGAAAGAAAAAUAAUAAAAAUCAACUAAAGUGUU
This is a messenger RNA of Hippoglossus stenolepis (Pacific halibut), 4538 nucleotides long. RefSeq names its product protein phosphatase 3, catalytic subunit, gamma isozyme, a (gene ppp3cca). Gene Ontology annotation, molecular function: calmodulin-dependent protein phosphatase activity; calmodulin binding. The record is from RefSeq and is a predicted model, not a curated record. Lineage: Eukaryota; Metazoa; Chordata; Actinopteri; Pleuronectiformes; Pleuronectidae. Bases 712 to 2238 code for a protein of 508 amino acids. The transcript has 14 exons. Gene Ontology annotation, cellular component: cytoplasm; calcineurin complex. Gene Ontology annotation, biological process: calcineurin-mediated signaling.